Cylindrotheca closterium is the source of this 1671-nucleotide messenger RNA. The record is from the annotation of a GenBank genome assembly. NCBI's taxonomy places the organism in Eukaryota, Bacillariophyta, Bacillariophyceae, Bacillariales, Bacillariaceae.
AUGAACUUGGCGGUGGAUGAACCGCUUCGAUUCCUUUACAGGAGUGUCACCAAACCAAUACCACAGGGUGUGACUCAACUUGUCGUACAGCUUCCCAUCGCUGUAAUUGAUGAAGAAAGGUUUCAAGGUCAGAGCAAUCUCCAAGAAGUGGACAUGGAAGAAGGUGUUCAAGCGAUUGGCGAUGCUGCCUUUAAAGAAUGCCCAAAUUUGACACGGGUAUCGUUGUCUUGUACAUUGGAACGAUUUGGUUCGGAAGUAUUUGACAACUGUGUUCGUUUGGUGGAAAUCAAUUUGCAUCAGAUGAGGCUCAAGGUGAUUGGAUCACGCUCCUUUUACAACUGCACAUCCCUGAAGAAGAUUGUCAUUCCUGGUACCGUGAGACGUAUAGGCUCCCAUGCCUUCUAUGGCUGCGAUGCCCUUGCCGAUGUACAACUAUCUGAAGGUCUCAGGAUCAUUGAUGCCUUUUGCUUUCAACAAUGCAGCAGCCUCUGCAAGAUUUCCGUUCCAUUCUCCGUCAAGGCGAUCAAAGCUGGAGCCUUUAUGCAUUGUUAUCAACUCGUUGAUGUUGAACUAAAGGACGGGUUGGAAUGGAUAGGCAACUAUGCAUUUUUUCUUUGUCUAUCCAUUUCUGCGAUGUACUUUCCUCUGACGAUCAACGCGAUUGAUCGCUCUGCCUUUGAAGGAUGCCGGAGUCUUUUGGGCGUCGAGAUACCAGACAACGAAAAGUCCAGCCUAUUUAGUUUGAGGGUCUUUCACCAUUGUGAGAACCUGGUCAAUAUUGUUCUUCCUGAGUACGCCGUAUUGGGAAGACUCCUCGGAUGUUCCGGUUUGGACAUUUAUGAGAGUGACGAUGAGAUGGAGGGUGAAGAUGAGGAAGGCGACCAACACAUUCAUCGCGUACUGCAUGAUCGACACAAAGAGCUUCCUGUUCACAAUGCAUGCUAUCAUGCGUCCACAACGACUAUCGAGGAUCUUGCUGAUGUGUUGGCGGCGGAAACAACUAAGGAUAGUGCCUUGAAAGAUGAAUGGUACGAAAUGACGCCGCUUCAUAUUGUUGCUACUUCCAGAAACCUACGCACAGACUUUUUGCAAGCUCUAUUGGAUCACUAUCCAUUGGAUGUGUUGUCCCAAAAAGACUACCAUCAAAAGACCAUGAUGGACUAUCUGUUGCGGAAUCGGUUGCCAAAGUCUGCCGAACUAAUCAAGAUGAUACUUGAAAAGACGAUCAUGGCAAAAAUGGAUAUGUGGGGCGUUGAAUGUUGGAGAGAAGACAUGUCUGAAAGGAUCGAGUGUACAGAAUGGGACGGUUAUGUCGUGAGAAGACGAAUGGCUCUGGAAAGAAUCAUUCAAAGAUUUGAAUUUUAUGGAAUGAUCCAAGUGACAUCAACGAUGGAGCUUGCACUUUGGAAGAGCUCUAUGAGCUCGUCGUUGUCGUCGACAUCUUCGACAUCGGCGCGUCGAAAACGGAAACGAGUCCAUGAUGGCGAUCAUCGUGAGAGCAGCCGAAUGACACAGUCUGGAGCCGAAGUAGUGAUCCCGAAUGUACUUGAAUUCUUGUUUUUUCAUAGUGAUGAUGAAGAAAGAGAAGUGGGCGAUGUUGCGAUGACAUUGUUUGAAUAUGAUGUUUCUUGGAUGGAGGACGUAGGGGUUGAAGUGACAUGUGAUUACUGA